Molecule: messenger RNA, 1377 nt
Organism: Aspergillus ruber CBS 135680
Lineage: Eukaryota; Fungi; Ascomycota; Eurotiomycetes; Eurotiales; Aspergillaceae
Exons: 1
Coding region: 1-1377 (458 amino acids)
Source: RefSeq, a predicted model, not a curated record
AUGCCCUGGACCAAAAUCACUUCUGGCCAUUAUCAACGGCCAAUUGGGGAAAAUGAAUCCUUCAUUAAGUUCAUUGGUGAUAGUGGCCAUGUCCACCACCGCGAUAACUGGUCCAUAGCAGCGACGGCCUCCUUCAAGCCCCGUUCAUCUCUUUUUGAUCAGGAUUCAUCCGCAUUGCUCCGCCGGGCAUGGAUGAUACUCCGCUUUUACCAUCCCAGCAUUGCCGCCACUGCCACCGAGCAGAUGGUGGAUUAUCAUUGCGUGUCAGAUGCAGGUCAACUAGAUCAUUGGGCUGAUGAGACUUUUAUCACCCACGUCGAUAAAUCCUCAACGCCCCAGCAAAUCAUCUCCAAACUUCAGCCCUCGCGAUACGCCACCGUCCAUUAUCUUCCUCACAGCUUUCAGGUAAUCCUGCACCUUUCUCACUGGCGGACAGACGGCGUUGGGGCAUUACAACUCCUUGAUGCCUUUCUCAAGGCAGUUAUCUCAGCAUUACACCAAGAUGUGACCACCCUAGCUUGGGGAGAAGAAUGGCAACGACUUACCCUGAGUGUGGAGGAGAUUCUAGAUCUCCCCAUGACGGCCAGCUCCGAAAUCCUCGAUGCCAGCUCGAAAUUUAUCGCCACGCUGGCCAAUACAAAGUGCGCCCUCGGAACGCCAUAUCGGGGGGAUAACCAGACCGUCCCUGGAGGUACACAGAGUGUCCGAAUUCGAUUGUCGGCUCUCACCACGCAGACUUUGAUUGACGCGUGUAAUCGACUGGGUAUUUGCCUUACCUCUGCCGUACAUGCCGCCAUUGCGGCGACUAACUUCCUCAUCGCUCCUGUAGAGAGGGUAGAGAAAGGGAAGGAACAACAUCAUACGAGUACUCUCCGGGUGAAUGUACGAGAGUACUUGCCAGCACCAUAUAAUACCUCAGACUAUGCAGCUGGUUUAUAUACUGGUGGAUAUAUGGUCAAGGUAUCCGAUCCACAGAACUGGCUUGAAAAUGCCCGCCUGUACGAGCAAAAAUAUCGACAAGGGGCUACAUGUGAAUUCCUUCAAUCUCGUCGUCAGUAUGCCUUGACGGUCAAGAGUCUGCUGCAGACUAGACAACCGGAAAAUCAGCAACCACCCAGCAGUGGGCUGGAUAUUUCUAGCGUUGGUGACGCCGGAGUCCAUGUGCAGGCGAGCUAUGGCAGUGGUGAUGCAGGGCUUGAUGUGUGCAGCGUGAGUUUGGGGGUUGAGGUUCUGGCACGUAACAUGUAUUGUUUUAUGUGGACAUUUUGCAACCAGCUUGAGUUUAAUCUGGUAUAUAAUGAGGCUUUUUAUGACCGGCAGUUUCUCGAGAAUGUGUUGGAUACUUUGCAGUCUGUUCUGAAGGAGAAUUGUAUAUAG